Molecule: messenger RNA, 1593 nt
Organism: Nannospalax galili (Upper Galilee mountains blind mole rat)
Lineage: Eukaryota; Metazoa; Chordata; Mammalia; Rodentia; Spalacidae
Gene: Tbx22
Product: T-box transcription factor 22
Exons: 8
Coding region: 37-1593 (518 amino acids)
Biological process (GO): cell fate specification; regulation of transcription by RNA polymerase II; positive regulation of DNA-templated transcription
Cellular component (GO): nucleus
Molecular function (GO): DNA-binding transcription factor activity, RNA polymerase II-specific; RNA polymerase II cis-regulatory region sequence-specific DNA binding
Source: RefSeq, a predicted model, not a curated record
ACUUUUUUGCGCUCAUUCACUUCUCCCCCUCCAGGGAUGGCUCUGAGCUCUCGAGCGCACGCCUUCUCUGUGGAGGCCUUGAUGGGGAGACCCAGCAAAAGAAAAUCUCAAGACCCAAGUGAGGAGAUGCAGCCUGAGCUGCAGGAGAAACAGAGCCUAGAGAAGGAUGAGGAGGUGCGGAGCGGAUUUGCAGGGGAGAGCGAGCAGCCGGGAAAGCGAUCCAAGACGGAAUCCUCAAAAACUGCUUCCUCUGGCUCUGGCAGCGAUGACAACGACCGGGAAAGUCUACAACAGAAAAAUGUUAUCCAAGUAGAGCUUCAAGGAUCCGACCUGUGGAAGAGAUUCCACGACAUCGGGACCGAGAUGAUCAUUACCAAGGCUGGCAGGAGAAUGUUCCCCUGUGUACGGAUCAAGGUGAAGGGGUUGGACCCAGCAAAGCAGUACUGUGUGGUCAUGGACGUGGUGCCAGUUGAUUCCAAACGCUAUAGGUAUGUGUAUCACAGCUCACAGUGGAUGGUAGCUGGGAAUACUGACCAUUCAUGCAUCACUCCCAGACUGUAUAUCCACCCGGACUCGCCUUGCUCGGGUGAAAGCUGGAUGCGGCAAAUCAUCACCUUUGAUCGGGUGAAACUCACCAACAAUGAGCUGGAUGACAAGGGCCAUAUCAUUCUACAGUCCAUGCAUAAAUACAAGCCACGAGUGCAUGUGCUGGAGCAAGACAGCACAAUUGACCUGUCCCAGAUUCAGUCCCUUCCCACCGAAGGGGUUAACACGUUUUCCUUUGAAGAAACUGAAUUCACCACAGUGACCGCUUACCAAAAUCAGCAGAUUACCAAACUGAAAAUAGACCGAAAUCCUUUUGCUAAAGGAUUUAGAGAUCCAGGAAGAAACAGGGGUGUAUUGGAUGGGAUUUUAGAAACCUACCCGUGGAGGCCUUCUUUCACUAUGGAUUUUAAAACCUUUGGUACAGACCCACAAAGCGGCAGCAGUGGCUCAUCUCCAGUGACCUCUAGUGGAGGAGCUCCCUCUCCUUUGAACUCCUUACUGUCUCCAUCAUGUUCUCCACCUAUGUUUCACAUACCUACAAGCUCCCGUGGAAUGAUCUGUCCAGAGGCAUACCUGCACAAUAUCAACCUGCCCUUUUGCUACAAGUUUUGCCCAACUAAUUUUUGGCGACAGCAGCCUUUUGUCUUACCUACUCCUGAAAGCCUAGCAAACUCCAACAAUUCUCAGUAUUUACCCCCACUCAUGAUGGAAAUGCCCAUGUUAUCUUCCAGCGCUGUCACUAGUUCAAACAGUGCUUCACCUGAAAACUUCAAUGGACAGUCUCUACAAGCCUCUCAUUCUGCCAAUCAAAUGCUGUGUGGAUUACAGACACCUGGAAACAUUUUCCAGCCAAAACCCAUUGCCCCAGAAGCACUUGGUUGCUCUUUUCAUCCCCCACAUGGCUAUUAUAGGUACAACUUCUCUAUGCCAUCUAGACUGGCAAAUGCUGCCAACCAUCCCGUUGGAAAUGACAACAGUCAAAUUCCUUUCAAAGAAGGCACAUGUAAUCAUUCUAAUUGGUAUCCAGCAAUCAACCAUUGCCUUUAA